AUGGCUACCGCCCACGAGACUACUGCCGCGGAGGCACUCCAGCACGGCCAAGAGGUCGCUGACCAGCACCCUCAUCUAUACGGCGCUACCCUCAACGACUCCAACGUUGCCGGCGCGCACGUUAAUACCCACUACAAUCUCGAGAAGCCCGGUGCACUCACUACCGGCUCCGGCUCCGAUGCUGCUUCCUUUGUCCAAGAGGAGGAUGGCAUUGGCGGUAUCAGGCCUACCGCUGAGGAAUUGAAGACCCUCCGCAAGGUCGGAGAGCCUCUCCCCAAGAGCGCUUUCUUGGUCGCCAUUGUCGAGCUCUGUGAGCGUUUCACUUACUAUGGUGCUUCCGGUAUCUUCCAAAACUACAUCUCGCGCCCUCGCAGUGGUGAGGAAGGUCGCGGUGCGCUCGGUAUGGGCCACCAGGGAGCCACUGGUCUCUCUACCUUCUUCCAGUUCUGGUGCUACGUUACUCCUAUCCUUGGUGCCAUCAUCGCCGAUCAAUACCUCGGAAAGUACAACACUAUCGUCAUCUUCUGCUGCGUCUACAUCGUCGGUCUUAUCAUCCUCACCUGCACAUCUAUCCCGGCUGCUCUCGACCACGGCGCUGGUCUUGGUGGUUUCAUCGUUGCCAUUAUUGUCAUUGGUCUCGGAACUGGUGGCAUCAAGUCCAACGUUGCGCCGUUGAUUGCCGAUCAGUACAAGAGGAGACAAAUGGUCAUCGGCCAUGAUGACAAAACUGGCGAGAAGGUCAUCAUUGAUCCUGCGAUCACUAUCCAGAGGAUUUACAUGAUCUUCUACUGGUGCAUCAACGCCGGAUCUCUGUCUCUGCUCGCUACCCCCUACAUGGAGCGUGACAUCGACUUCUGGUCCGCUUACUUGCUCUGUCUCUGCGUCUUCUUCGUCGGACUGCUCGUCCUCGUCCUCGGUCGCAAGGUCUACGUUGUUCGACCUCCUCAAGGAUCCAUCAUCACCAAUGCCUUCCGCGUUAUCUGGUUGAUGAUCAAGAACCGGAAGAUGGACGCUGCUAAGCCCUCUUACCAGGCCGGCAUGGGCAAGACCAAGCUGCUCAACUGGGACGACCACUUCGUCGAUGAGGUCAAGCGUGCUCUCGUCGCUUGCCAGGUUUUCGCCUUCUACCCCAUCUACUGGGUCGUCUAUGGCAACUUCUCCAACAACUUCGUCACCCAGGCCGGUCAAAUGCGUGGCCACGGUAUUCCCAACGAUCUCAUGCAGAACUUCGACCCCAUCGCCAUUAUCGUUUUCUUGCCUAUUGUUGACCAAUGGCUCAUGCCUACACUCCGCAAGCACAAGAUCCCAUUCCCGCCGAUCAACCGUAUCGUAGCCGGAUUCUGGAUUGCAUCCUUCGCCAUGGUUUACGCUUGCGUUAUUCAAUACUACAUCUACCAGUCCGGUCCUUGCUACGCGCAUCCCGGCAACUGCGACGCUGAUCUUGUCGAUGGCGUUCACCAGGGUAACAACAUCCACAUUGCCGCCCAAACCGGUGCUUACAUGCUCAUUGGUCUCUCUGAGAUCUUCGCCUCGGUCACUGGUCUUGAGUACGCAUACACCAAAGCCCCUCCCAGCAUGAAGUCCUUUGUCCAGUCCAUGUACCUCCUCACCAACGCUUUCGGAUCUGCCAUCUCCGAGGCGCUCAACCCGCUUGUCGUCGACCCCAAGAUCCAGUGGAUGUUUGCUGGUCUUGCUGUUGCGUCGUUCAUCGCUGGCUGCGUCAUCUGGAUUUUGUUCCACCACCUCAAUGAGACUGAGGAUGAGAUGAACCAGCUUGACCAGGAUUACGACAAGGACCCAACCCUGAGGAGGAGCAGUGUGCACGGAGACCGCACUGUUGGUGUUCACCAUUCUAUCGACGAGAAGGCAUAG
Molecule: messenger RNA, 1872 nt
Organism: Alternaria atra
Lineage: Eukaryota; Fungi; Ascomycota; Dothideomycetes; Pleosporales; Pleosporaceae
Exons: 3
Coding region: 1-1872 (623 amino acids)
Biological process (GO): oligopeptide transport; transmembrane transport
Cellular component (GO): fungal-type vacuole; plasma membrane
Molecular function (GO): tripeptide transmembrane transporter activity; dipeptide transmembrane transporter activity
Source: RefSeq, a predicted model, not a curated record